AUGCUCGGUUUAACUGUCCUUUAUAGUGCGUCUGCUCAAGAUAUGGGGCUGGUUUCCAAACAAGCCAUGAGCUUUGGUAUCGGUUUUCUCGUCAUGUGUGGUUUAGCCCAAAUUCCCCCUAAAGUUUAUCAAGCUUUUGCCCCCUACUUUUAUCUCUUCGGACUGGUCUGCUUAGUCGCUGUGAAAGUCUUUGGUGAGGUUCGCAUGGGUGCUCAACGCUGGAUAGGGAUUCCUGGUUUUGGCAGUGUGCAACCCAAACAACCCGAUUUAGGCACAUCAUUGCUCAUCUUAGCCAGUGGGAUUUUUGUGCUAUUUCUGAGUGAAGCCGAUGCCUUAGGCACAGGCUGGAACAUCAUUCAGUCUAAAACAGCGAUUGGUUCGGGUGGCUUUAUGGGUAAAGAACCUUUCAAAUGA
Molecule: messenger RNA, 414 nt
Organism: Oppiella nova
Lineage: Eukaryota; Metazoa; Arthropoda; Arachnida; Sarcoptiformes; Oppiidae
Source: the annotation of a GenBank genome assembly